Molecule: messenger RNA, 219 nt
Organism: Acaulospora colombiana
Lineage: Eukaryota; Fungi; Glomeromycota; Glomeromycetes; Diversisporales; Acaulosporaceae
Source: the annotation of a GenBank genome assembly
CUAGCCAGCAGCUUCCACAUCCUCACCCUCUUGGAUCUCUUGUACGAUGCAGAGGAUCCUGCAGCACCGGUUUGUUUGGCAGUCGAGUUGGAUUGGCCCAUGACGAUUGGACUCUGCUUGGAUGGGUUUGCCGAGUUGUUGUCGACUGCAGUAGACAUGUGCGGGCACGAAGGUGUUCAAGAUGUAGGCGAGCUAGACGGGAAGGCUAAAACUGAAUAG